This is a messenger RNA of Strongylus vulgaris, 522 nucleotides long. The record is from the annotation of a GenBank genome assembly. Lineage: Eukaryota; Metazoa; Nematoda; Chromadorea; Rhabditida; Strongylidae.
AUGGGUGCAGUCUCACGCGACUCUCCACCAGCAGGAUCACAAGCGUAUAAGUCGCAAUCGUUAUCUUCACCACCUAAGUUUCCCAUAUAUAAAUCGCAAAUGUUAUUACAACUAACGCAACUGUACGAUCUAUUGACACCACCUUCAACGUCUUUUCCAACACUGAAGCAAACCACAUUGGCAGAACCGACUAGUUAUCCGGCGUAUACCAAUAACUGGUCUUUAAAACCACAUGUAUACCUUAUUGAAGUACCUCCAUCACUGACAAAAACCGAGAAUAAUGGUCGAACGACGAUUGAAGAACUAUUUUUUGACGAAAAUCGUCUGCAUGCAGCUGAAGCUACGCGGCAAAUAACUUCUCCAGAAACCACAACUUUCGCCUCUUCAACUUCAACCACCACGACCACUCCGCCCUUAGCGAGCAAAUUGUCGAACGGAAUUGUUGACGGUUUUUUCUCCAUUGCCAAUCGUGAUUUUGCGAACAGCAACUCUGUCUCAGUGGCACAAGAACUAGAGGAAGAA